AUGUCCGACCCCGGUGGCGGCGACGUCUUUGGCGCCUUCAACGCCUUGCUCGGCUACCUGGGCGGGCAGGCCGCGACCACAACUAUCUUUGACCGCUUCCUCUGGCCGCAACGCCAUUUCUCGUCACUGAACCUCGAGAGCACCCCGCGUCUGGUCCUGCUCUACUCCAUGGCCGGACCCCUCAGCCCCGCGGCCCUCGAGGUCAUGGACACGGUCUACCGCUAUGGGCUCUUGGGCGGUGCGGCCCAGGGCCACAUGCUGGGCACGGCAUUCUACCGAGACCUUGGCAUGAGCUACACUAUGCACGCCCGGGGUGCAGAGCUCGAGCGUGUGUCGCAGGUCCGCAACUGCAUUUGGGUGCAGGCGCUUUUGAAGAUGCCCAUACCGGACCUGCAACGACCUCGGCAGGACAAGGCCGCUGAAGAGGGUCGGCCGUUGGAGCAGGCAGGUGGCACCGGAAAGCAACCUGUUCGGGCCAGGGUUACCGUCGACCACUUGGUACUUUCCAAAGCCACGGCGGCCGACAUUGCCAACGGGGGGCUUCCUGUGGUGCGCGAGGGCAUAGACAGCAUCGGACUGGAGACGGUGUUGGCCAUGUGCCUGGCCGAGCUCAGCGGCAUCGGCGUCAUGAUAGGUGUAGCCGUCAUCCUGCGCUCGCUGUGGGCCAUCCUCUUCGUCAUGCCGCUGGUGAUGCGUAUCCUGGGCGCCCUCCUCGCCGUGCAUCGCGAGGGCCUCGACGACUUGUCGGAAGCGCCGGACGACGAAGCGCAUCGCGACUGGGAGGUGCAGUGCCCGGCCACCGAAGGCAAGUUCAUACUCAUCUCGGGGCCCCCGAGCGUGGUGAACCAAUUCUUCCGACACUACGGGCAUCCGGUGCGCAGCCAGGCGUGCGAAAAGGCGCAGCUCGUCCUCAUUGUCGCGUUCGGGACCUUGUUCCCCGCAAGCCUGUUGUGCCAGGUGCUGUGGAUGCCACGAACGAUCCAGUUGGUGUGGACUGUGUGGCAGAUCUGGCUCGUCAUCGCGAUGCACCUGGACCGGUACUCACAAAAGGGCAUGUGGCGGUCGACCGCGGAUGCGAGCAUCGGGAGGGCCUUCUCCCAGGCAAGGGCCGUCGACGUCGACAAUAAUUGCACCGAGACGUCGAUUCUGUUUUGCCAGACACUCAACAAGCCGGGGGCUGUCAAGGCGACGCUGAAUACGACGCUUGCGAGCAGCUACGGUGAGGGGAAGAAGUGCAUGAAAAGUUUGGUACAGCGUUCCUCUGAGAUACCUUGA
Molecule: messenger RNA, 1275 nt
Organism: Purpureocillium lilacinum
Lineage: Eukaryota; Fungi; Ascomycota; Sordariomycetes; Hypocreales; Ophiocordycipitaceae
Source: RefSeq, a predicted model, not a curated record